AUGUCACUUUCGUCUGUGCUCUCCGCGAGCCUUGUCACCGGCGUCGUCGGUAACAUUCUUGUUAUAUGGAUGUUCACCACAAACAAGAAGUUGAAAACGCCAUCAAAUAUGUUGAUAGUAAACCUGGCACUGAGUGAUCUGACGUUUUCUGCCGUCAAUGGUUUUCCUCUCAAAUCUAUCUCUGCCUUUAGUAAAAAAUGGGUGUUUGGAAUGGUUGCCUGUGAACUGUACGGCCUCAUAGGUGGAAUAUUCGGUUUCAUGUCCAUCAGCACGUUGGCAGCAAUUUCAAUCGACCGCUUCAUCUGCAUAACAAAACCCCUACAGGCCGCAAGGAUCAUGACGCGGAAAAAGGCCUUUAUUAUGAUUGUGGUGGUUUGGACCUGGUCAGUGUUUUGGUCUAUUCCCCCUCUAUUUGGAUUCGGGGCGUACAUCCCAGAGGGAUUUCAAACGUCGUGUACUUUCGAUUACAUUACCAAAAGCACCAGCAACCGAAUAUUUAUCAUCGGAAUGUACGUGUUUGGGUUUUUGAUGCCUUGUUUAAUUAUCAUCGGCUGUUACAUCCAGAUACUGAAGGCCAUUAAGGCACACGGGAAAGAAAUGACACGUAUGGCUGACAAACUAAACGCCGAAGAAGCAGAUAAGAGCAAAAAAGCUAAAGCUGAGAUGAAAAUCGCUAAAAUAGCAUUGAUGUUGAUAUCACUCUUCAUUCUUUCAUGGAGUCCGUAUGCUACCAUUGCAUUAAUAGCACAGUUUGGAUCGCCAGAUUUUGUUACACCUCUCAUGAGUGAAUUGCCUGUUCUUUUGGCUAAAACGUCUGCUAUGCACAACCCUCUAGUAUAUGCACUCAGUCAUCCCCGCUUCCGUGCUGCGCUAGCAGAAAAAGCCCCAUGCUUUAUGGUUUGUUGUCCCCCCGAGAAGACGCCAACCUCAACUUUAAGUCGACAUGUGGCUGGUCGCACAGCCAGCCAAAGCAGUGUGACCAGUUGUGCAACUAAUAUGAGCGAUUGUCAAGGAGGCAUACAAAUGCAACCAACGCCGACAACGGUCAAUCAUGGCGACCUUGUUAAGGAUCUGGUCGGCGCCCUGGUCAACAUGGCGACACAGAAUGCAAAUCAUGUCGUACAGCCUGUCUAUCUCCCUAACGGUGUGUUACAUAGCAACGGAACCGGAAUCAUCACCGUUCCUCAGGUAAACGUUAUUUCAGGUCAAGGUCACCAGAACGCUGCAUUUGUUCCUGAAGUAGAGACUGUAGACACAGGAAAGGUAAACACAGAUAAAGAGAAAGAGAAUGAUAAUGUUACUUCCAAGGACGCUGUUAAGGUAUGA
Molecule: messenger RNA, 1326 nt
Organism: Mizuhopecten yessoensis (Yesso scallop)
Lineage: Eukaryota; Metazoa; Mollusca; Bivalvia; Pectinida; Pectinidae
Product: rhodopsin, GQ-coupled-like
Exons: 3
Coding region: 1-1326 (441 amino acids)
Biological process (GO): G protein-coupled receptor signaling pathway; visual perception
Cellular component (GO): membrane
Molecular function (GO): G protein-coupled receptor activity
Source: RefSeq, a predicted model, not a curated record